AUGAACUCCAUCGCCCAACUCACUGCCCGCUCGGCACGCCUCAAUGGCGCCUCAGCCCUCCGCCAGGCAAACCCAAUUGCUCGUCGAGCCUUCACAAAUGGUCCAUCGACCUCAGUCUCCCGUUUCCAAGCUCCUGCUAAGAACAGCGGGCUUCUGAUGAGCCGUACCAUGCUCCGCAACACCUGCCAAAACCUCACUCGCAACCAGUCGCGCGGUGUUGCUGAUGUCGCGGUUGGUGCUGCUAUUCUCGGUGCCGGAAAGCUCAUCGGAGCUGGUGUCGCUGCUGCUGGUCUUAUCGGUGCAGGAACUGGUAUCGGAACGGUUUUCGGCUCCCUCAUCACUGGUGUCGCCCGCAACCCUUCCAUGCGCGGUCAACUCUUCUCGUACGCCAUUCUGGGGUUUGCUUUCGCCGAAGCCACCGGACUUUUCGCCCUCAUGGUGUCCUUCUUGAUUCUGUUCGCUAUGUAA
Messenger RNA from Cadophora gregata, 468 nucleotides. Its product is annotated as ATPase complex subunit 9. The record is from RefSeq and is a predicted model, not a curated record. Gene Ontology annotation, biological process: proton transmembrane transport; proton motive force-driven ATP synthesis. Bases 1 to 468 code for a protein of 155 amino acids. Lineage: Eukaryota; Fungi; Ascomycota; Leotiomycetes; Helotiales; Ploettnerulaceae. Gene Ontology annotation, molecular function: proton transmembrane transporter activity. The transcript is spliced from 3 exons.